Molecule: messenger RNA, 2280 nt
Organism: Alternaria novae-zelandiae
Lineage: Eukaryota; Fungi; Ascomycota; Dothideomycetes; Pleosporales; Pleosporaceae
Exons: 2
Coding region: 1-2280 (759 amino acids)
Biological process (GO): transmembrane transport
Cellular component (GO): plasma membrane
Molecular function (GO): transmembrane transporter activity
Source: RefSeq, a predicted model, not a curated record
AUGUUCUCUGAAUAUGCAUCCAAGUUCCUCUCCCAGUCUCAGUCGCAGCUGUCACUGGGCCAGCCCGAGCCGACUUCAACCCGCAACGCCCCCGACAGGCAGCGCCCGUCCUCGCGCGCCUCCCAAGCCUACCUCCAGCGUCGCAACAUGCCCAACCCAUACAACUCGCAGGCCAUGAGCCGCUUUGCCUUCGCUUCACGAACAUCCAACGCGCCCGCGCCACUCUUCUACUCCGCCACCGAUGACUUUCGCGAGGAGGACGACCAUGCCGAGCACGACAGGGACCUAGCAGACCAAUACGCGCUGCAACGCUCGCGGCGGCAGUUUGGCGCAAGCAAUCUAUCCGAGUCAUCUGAGGUCGAUGAUGAACAUGGCCAACGAUCCGAUCAUACGAUAGGUGCGGACAGGGACGAGAAUGAAGCUCCCGGCUAUGGUCUGGGGAGAGGGAUUAAGAGCUCCUGGAAGGGCGACAAGCCAGCUCGCGGAAGAUCGACCGUUAUCAACAACCCAGAAGACGAGGAAAGAGAGUCAAGUGUGCCGCUCUCUGAGACUACAGACCGCAGCAGCAGGGGGAGAGGUCACCUCGUAGAUGUGGAGCUUGAUUCUACAGAUCGGGGGAGUAUAGAAGAGUUGGACCGAGACGAGCUCCUGGGUCACCAGGACGAACCACCGCCACCCUUCCAACAGUUUCGCAACAUGCCGAGGCCGAAGCGCGGUCGCAGCCCACUACGAAACACCCUACCGAUACCACAGGAAACAGACGAAGACACUCUGCUUGAACACCCACGUCCAAUAAGUCCGGAUCGCCAGACCGUUCCCGACGACGUACCAGAGAACCCCACAUCGGCGCCACGACACAACUUCUUCUGGGCUGAGCUCUUCAUAAUCGUGCAGUGUGCCAUCUUUGGCACAUGGAUCAUCUCUUUUCUCCAAGAGUCGCCACCGGGCAAGAAGAACCCACUGGGCGACACGAUAUAUACUGUCCUGCAUUCGUCGUUCCACCUCAUUGGUGUGUACACACUGGUUUCGGUCAUCGUCGGAGUCCUAUGGCUAUCGCUACUUCGGUCCUUCGCUCGGCCCUUGGUGCAAUUAAUGUUACUGGCGGUACCAGUGAUAUCGUUUUCCUUCUUUGUAUACCCUUUCGCAUCAAGCUUCAAAGGGUCAUGGCAUGGCGAUAGCGUACAAGACCGGCUGAUGCGCUGGCUUUCGUUUGGGCCCUUGUGCUUCGCUGGGUUCUGGGUGUACACCAUCUUCAAGGCACGACAUUCUUUAGACAAAGCUACAGGCAUGUUGGAGUUCUCAAGUGAGAUCCUGAGAGCGCAAUUCCCAUUGCUACUCGUGGGUAUUGCAACACUAGCUGCUGUGAUACUCUGGGCGUGGAUAUGGAUCCUCAUGUUCACACGUCUAUUCCUUGGCGGCCAUUUUGCUAGCAACAAGUCCCGAUGGAUCAUCGAUGCUAGUACGUGGUGGCUUGGUGUUGUAUUCUUCUUGGACUUUUUCUGGGGUUUGGCGGUCAUUGCGGGUGUGCAACGCGCCACGACGGCAGCCACGGUAUCUCAAUGGUACUUCCACCGCAACAGCGUGCCUGCACCCGCGGCUAGAACGGUGGUCCAAGCCUCUCUCACUCACGCGACCUACACCAUGGCCGGCACGAUCUGUUUGUCGACACUGAUCUCACUCCUGGUCCGCCUUCCCCUCAUCGUACUUCCAAGGCGACUGGCGGGCAUGAUUGGCAUGUGCGCAUAUUCAGUCGUGCCAACGCCCAUCGCUGCGUUGACGAACCCGCUCACCCUGACCUACGCUUCCAUCCACGGUGUGCCUCUCAAUCAAGCAGCGCGCGGUCUGUCACAGAUGAACUUCAUCUCCGCUGCUUCGCCAACCACAACCCUCGGCCCAUCCUCGUUCAAGGACCAUGGCCGACCAUCGAUUCAGUCAUACCGUCUGGCAAAGUUGCUUCUCCACGCCAUCCGCUGGGUCAUAACAUUGUCUCUCGGUUUCGGUGGAUGGGUCUCGACUGCACGCAUGCUUCAAGUCGGCGGGUCUGUACCAUACAAGGGCAGUCUAUACGCAUACGUCGUGGGUCUCAUCAGCGCGGCAAUCGGCUGGGGCGCUCUAGGCGCCAUGGAAGGAGUCCUCGGGGGUAUCCUGGACGCAGUGCUUGUGUGUUGGGGUAGUGAAGUAGGAAGCGACGGGCAAGGAGAGGCUCGGUACUGUGUUGACGCCGGACGGUUGUUCGGCAAUGAGGUCACUGGGCAAGGUCGAGCAAGAUACGAAGUCUAG